Messenger RNA from Centropristis striata (black sea bass), 2492 nucleotides. RefSeq names its product phosphoinositide-3-kinase interacting protein 1 (gene pik3ip1). Bases 178 to 1020 code for a protein of 280 amino acids. Gene Ontology annotation, molecular function: signaling receptor binding; endopeptidase activity. Lineage: Eukaryota; Metazoa; Chordata; Actinopteri; Perciformes; Serranidae. The transcript is spliced from 6 exons. The record is from RefSeq and is a predicted model, not a curated record.
AGAAGGCUGUUUACGAAGAAAGCUGAGCUCCUCUGACAAAAACAAGGGCUGGGACUCCAGCGAGAAGAGCAGUGUGCCUGGUGCAUAUCUAGCACAGGCUCUUCGUCCAUUUAAAACAUUUUUUUGUACGUUUUUCAAUUUCUUUUUCUUUUUUAGAAAAAAGGAUAGCAUCGAACCAUGUUGUCAGUUAUCUCCGCCCGUCAGCUCUGCAAGAUGUUUUUCUCCUUGCACGUUGUUUUCCUGAGCGUGGCCAUGGUGGAGAGCAGUGCAUCAAAUGGGAAUGAAAAAGACUGCACGAGUUCCAAUGGAGUGGAGUACAGAGGGGAAGAACAGAGCUCCUCCUCAGGUCUGACCUGUCUAAACUGGACCAACACCACUAGAGACUAUGAUGUUACACUCCAUCCUGAUACACAGACAGGUGUGGGAGAUCACAAUUACUGCCGAAACCCAGACUCCUCUGAGAGGCCUUGGUGCUACAUUGCUGGCCCAGAUGGGACAGUCCAGAAACAGUUCUGUGCAGUUGACACAUGCAAAGAACAAGAAUCUACUGCACCGGCAGCGGCUGAAUCCCUGAAGCCAACAGGAAGCGUUCCCUCCACAGAGAGCUUUCAGCCGGCCAAAUCCGGAGUCUCUCAGGGAGAAGUUGCUGCAGUGCAGCCUGUGAUGGGAAUCAGCCAGCGAGUGCGCACGGGACCCAGAAAGAAAAAGGACCUUGGCGCGAUUGGUUACGUCAUCGGCAUUGGCAUGAUGGCGAUUAUAAUCGUCCUCGGAGUUGGCAUCACAUUUGGCUACUUCUAUAAGAGGGGUCGGGACCUUAAGAAACAACACGAGCAGCGCGUGUAUGAGCGUGAGAUGCAGAGAAUCACUCUUCCCCUCUCGGCUUUCUCAAACCCCACCUGUGAGCUGGUGGACGAGAACACCAUCGUGAUCACAGCCGAGCACGAGACGACCCCGGUCCAGGAUGGCAUGGAGGGCGGGGACCCUCUCAUGGGCCAACAGGCUGGGACCCCCGGAGCAUGAAUAGAACUGUGAUGAAUUUUCGUGGACCAAAAACACUUCCUCACAUCUUUGUUUCUCCUUUCUGCCUCCCUGAGUGACCUCCGUUUUAAAAGGAGUAGGGGAGCAGUACUCGCUCCAAAGACUUGAACUGAAUGCUGUGUCCUUUGUGUCCCCUUUUCUUUGGUUUUUAUAUACCUGAGGCACAAACAAGAUAAGCUGUGGACACAAUCUUAAGAACUAGAAACCAUUAAGGUGAAUCUGCUGUUAACAAAGAUGUUUUUGAGGUCUUUAAUAUUCAUCUUUGAUACAUUUGAUAGCCGAGAAAAAUGAGGUGAUAUGCUGCCCCCUACAACAGUAUGAAAACCAAGUGGAUAAGUCAGUGUUUAUAAUGGUGUGUAAUGAAACCAGUUCUUUAUAAAGAGAUUGUGUUUGGAAUGGGGGUUCAUAACCUUUUGUUUUCUAAUAUGUUUCCAUGGAGAAGUUGCUCCCCACAUGAGGUUUCAUUUGUAUUGACCUGUUGGCUGUGCCGAGGGAGAUGUGGAUAAGAAGCGAGUGUGUAUAAAGACUGCUUUGUCUUGGUGACACAGAUGUGUCCAAAAAUAUCCUCCUCUGAGACAGGAUGAGGGAAAAUGAGGUAAAACAGGCCCACUAAAGACAAGGGAAGGCCUCCAACUCUGCCUUAGCAGGAUACUUCUGAAUGUAUUGUUUAUCUUUAACCCGGAUGAUUUUUUUCCCUCUCUUUGUACUUGAUGCGGUUACAAAGCAUGACGGGCAGUCACAUAGUCAUAAAAGAGGACCUGCCUUUUUCUUCCACAGGUUAAGGAGUGACAGGAAAUUUACAGAGUGCUCUCAGGAAGCAUGAGAGACGGUAGAUAGUCCUCAGGACAAAACAGCACUGCCGCAAACACAGAACAGAAAUCAGAAAAUGUCUGUCUUUGCAGAGCGAGUGUGUUGAAGUGCUGAAGAAUCCUGGUGAUUAGAGUCAGACUUUUGAGUUAAGCGUGCAACGCUUCAGGGUAGAGACGGGGAUGGAGUAGAAUAGAAACAGUCCAAAGUUUGGUGUUCAAAAACAUGAGUGCAUGCACAUGGUUACCUGCUGUAUGUUUGUGUUCAGGAACUAUUUCUUAUUCCAUCUUAACAAGUAGAACUACUGAGUGAAGAAGACCUUUUAGAAAAUACUUGCCUGGAAAUAUAAAUCAUUGUACACAGAAGAUAUUGUUACACAUCAUGCACCGUUACUUUCCAGUGUAUGACCAGUUUGUUUGUUACCACUCCACAUGAUUUUAUUUUGUGAUUAUUGCUGGAGCCACAUCACUGGUGAUCUUUGGUUACUGCUGCUCCAUUAUUUUAAAUGUGUUGGUUGUAACUAUUAUUUUCUUCAUAUAAGCAACGUGUUCAAAAAUACUGUUGUUCUGCAUCUGAAUUUAGUACUUGUGUUUGUAUGAAUGCAGAUUUUUUGACUGCUGAGACUGAAAUAAAACAUCAAACUCUGA